Sitodiplosis mosellana (orange wheat blossom midge) is the source of this 2412-nucleotide messenger RNA. RefSeq names its product etoposide-induced protein 2.4 homolog (gene tank). Gene Ontology annotation, biological process: macroautophagy. The record is from RefSeq and is a predicted model, not a curated record. Gene Ontology annotation, cellular component: endoplasmic reticulum. Lineage: Eukaryota; Metazoa; Arthropoda; Insecta; Diptera; Cecidomyiidae. The transcript has 6 exons. Bases 818 to 1960 code for a protein of 380 amino acids.
AAAAUGCCAUCAAAAAAUGUACGUCAUGUUCGAAAGCAUUAAACGCACUCACUGUUGAGACUGUUGAAUGUAAUUCGCUUCGCUCGACCGUCCAACGACCGAUUCGUUAUUGGAAUUGACGUUUAGGGCAUUGUUUGUGUUAUGUUUCUUCAUUCGUCAUCGUGAACAUAACAAAGAAUCGAAUCGACCGACGUAAUCUCUCAGUGUUGAAUGGAAUACACGGUUUGCCCUGCCACAAAAAUACAUUGAUUCGAAAGUGUGUGCGGAGUGUAGCUAAGGACGAUCGCACCUUUGUCGAAACGGCAACGACGACAACGACAGCUGUUUAUUGUUUAUUAUCAUCUAGCGAUUUUUUUUCUCUCUCUACUGAUCCAAACGAUUUAAAUCGGGGAGUUUUUUUUGUGUAUUUGUGUGGCGCUCUUUUAUAUUUGGUUCGUCGCACAUAAUUUGGCAAUAAGUUCUGUGUUAUAUUUGUUCGCUAGUUUUCUUUUGCCUGGGUACAAACUAUAGUUUUCAUUUCGUAUCAUAAGCAAAGACUUAUCUCGUCAAGAACAAAAACGAAAAUACUUACAACGGGCUGUAACAUAGUUGUAGUUAUUCGACUGAUGCAAUAUAUUUAAAAGUAACACGCAUUACAACGCUGACACAUGUAGAACUUCGUCGUUUGCAUUUUUUUUACAUUAGCAACACGAAAAAACAAACGGAACAAGUGACGUUUUUAUAAAGAAUUGCGUUUUUUUUUUGUAAAAAAUAAAAAAAGUCUGCAAAAAUAAAAUCCACUCGCAUAUCGUUUCACAUGAAGUAGAAAGACGAAUUCAUGGAUCCGUUGAAUAGCAUUCUUAAGGCAUAUCUACGCGGUGUUUGGGACAGUCUCAAUGGUGUGUGGCUAAUAGUAAUCGUUAUUCGGGACACAUAUAGCAGUACAGCGCUAAAAAAUGAGAAACAGGACAGUGAAUUGGAUGAAAGUAGCUCGAGUUCAAAUAACACACACACUAGCAAACGACCCACUCGACGUUCUCAUGCAAACAAACGUGAACUCAACAAACUCAAAGAAGAAUCCAAUUUAUUGAAGCGAGUCUUUCAGUGCUGUCUAUUGAAUGGCGGUUUCUUUGGCCUUAGCAUCACGUUGUUUGAAUAUGUUUUACUUCCAAUCAUUCGAAUGUUCCUGAGAUGGAUGUUUACACAGAAUCCGGGCAGUGGUGCUAUCAUUGGCAAUUAUAUUGUCACAUUUCUAUCGAUUCUAUUCGGUAUGAUUUGGGUCAUGCCACUGUUUAUCUUGAGCAAAAUCGUCAAUAGUUUAUGGUUUCAGGAUAUUGCUGAUUCAGCAUAUAAGGUUCGCAAAGGUCAACCGCAGCUAUUUGUGAGUUUCAGCGUUAUCAUAGCCGAUACGCUGUUUUCGUUGCUCGUGCAAACGUUGUUCCUAAUCCAGAGCAUGGUCGUAAAUUUGUUACCAUUCAAUUACUUCUACUUUUUAACAUAUUUUCACUUGAGUUUGCUGUAUUCACUGUAUUCGUUCGAGUACAAAUGGUGUAACAUGGGCUGGGAACUGCAUAAGCGGCUAACCUAUAUCGAAAAUCAUUGGCCGUAUUUCCUUGGCUUUGGCACCAUUUUGACAAUUCUCACGCAAUUGACAUCGUCAAUCUUUAUCAGUGGUUGCAUCUUUGCUGUAUUCUUUCCGUUCAGUAUACUCAGUGCGAAUGAAGCAACGCCAGUUGAAGCGUCAAUUAACUAUCCGCUGAAGUUUUUCAGCAUCGUCGUAGCCAUAUCGAAUGCUCUCUUCAAUAAAACGAUUCGACCGGCAAAUGUGCCAAUGUCAAGGGCUGCCAUGGAUGCAGCAAUCACAGCGGCCAAUGCAAACGAUACAUUUCGUACGAUAAGACAACAAACACCGCCAGUGAAUGUAUCGCAUAGUCGAAAUCAGUCAUCGCAUCAUUCGGGUACACAUCGCCACUAUAGAUAAAAAUGAUUCACAAUCCUAUCUAUUCUAUACCUAUUAAUAACGAAUAUUCGAAUUGACAAAUGAAUUGCCUUCUAUUUUAUGUUUUUUUCUUCUUGGAAAUGAACAAGAAUGACAGCAGUUUGUCCCUUUUUUGCGCGAUGGAACAGACUUAAAUGUUUAGUUUCUUUUCCACUUUUGUACCAUACACAUAUUUGAGAUAAAUGUUGCACGGUCAACACGAUUAGAACAAGUAAUUGGUACCGGUUGUAAGGUUUAAUUAGCAAAUUGCGGAAGAAAUGAACAUAUUGCUUUUUUUUAUUACGCGAAUCAAUAGCUUACACUAAUGUUAAAUGUAAUAUUUUAAAAAUAUUUAUUGACUUUUUUUUUGUAAAAUUUGCUAUGAAAUUGUCAACCUUUUUGUAUCUUCACGUAUAUUGUUAUCCAUAAGUCGAAUAAAAUAUUAUGGUGCUCAA